Eptesicus fuscus (big brown bat) is the source of this 2769-nucleotide messenger RNA. It is a transcript of the gene HCN1, whose product is annotated as hyperpolarization activated cyclic nucleotide gated potassium channel 1. The record is from RefSeq and is a predicted model, not a curated record. Bases 1 to 2649 code for a protein of 882 amino acids. Gene Ontology annotation, molecular function: voltage-gated potassium channel activity. Lineage: Eukaryota; Metazoa; Chordata; Mammalia; Chiroptera; Vespertilionidae. Gene Ontology annotation, cellular component: membrane. The transcript has 8 exons. Gene Ontology annotation, biological process: potassium ion transport; transmembrane transport.
AUGGAAGGCGGCUGCAAGCCCAACUCGUCGUCCAGCAGCCGGGACGAUGGCAACAGCGUCUUCCCCGCCAAGCCGCCCGCGACGGGCGCGGGGUCGACCGGGGCCGAGAAGGGGCUGGGCAGCCCGCCGGGGGGCGGCGGGGCGGGCGCCAAGGAGCUGGGCAACUCCGUGUGCUUCAAGGUGGACGGUGGCGGCGAUGAGCCGGCCGGGGGCCUGGAGGACGCCGAGGGACCCCGGCGGCAGUACGGCUUCAUGCAGAGGCAGUUCACCUCCAUGCUGCAGCCCGGCGUCAACAAAUUCUCCCUCCGCAUGUUUGGGAGCCAGAAGGCGGUGGAGAAGGAGCAGGAAAGGGUUAAAACUGCAGGCUUCUGGAUUAUCCACCCCUACAGCGAUUUCAGGUUUUACUGGGAUUUAAUAAUGCUUAUAAUGAUGGUUGGCAAUCUGGUCAUCAUACCCGUUGGAAUCACAUUCUUCACAGAACAAACAACAACACCCUGGAUUAUUUUCAACGUGGCCUCAGAUACAGUUUUCCUCUUGGACCUGAUCAUGAAUUUUAGGACUGGGACUGUCAAUGAAGACAGCUCUGAAAUCAUCCUGGACCCUAAAGUGAUCAAGAUGAAUUAUUUAAAGAGCUGGUUUGUGGUGGACUUCAUCUCAUCAAUCCCAGUGGAUUAUAUCUUCCUCAUUGUAGAAAAGGGAAUGGAUUCAGAAGUUUACAAGACAGCCAGGGCACUUCGCAUCGUGAGGUUUACAAAAAUUCUCAGUCUCUUGCGUUUAUUACGACUUUCAAGAUUAAUUAGAUACAUACAUCAGUGGGAGGAGAUUUUCCACAUGACCUACGACCUGGCCAGCGCGGUGGUGCGCAUCUUCAACCUCAUCGGCAUGAUGCUGCUGCUGUGCCACUGGGACGGCUGCCUGCAGUUCCUGGUGCCGCUGCUGCAGGACUUCCCCUCCGACUGCUGGGUGUCGCUCAACAAGAUGGUCAAUGACUCCUGGGGAAAGCAGUAUUCCUAUGCGCUCUUCAAGGCCAUGAGCCACAUGCUGUGCAUCGGGUACGGCGCGCAGGCCCCCGUCAGCAUGUCGGACCUGUGGAUCACCAUGCUCAGCAUGAUCGUGGGGGCCACCUGCUACGCCAUGUUCGUGGGCCACGCCACGGCUUUAAUCCAGUCUCUGGAUUCCUCCAGGCGGCAGUAUCAAGAGAAGUAUAAGCAAGUGGAACAAUACAUGUCAUUCCAUAAGUUGCCAGCUGAUAUGCGUCAGAAGAUUCAUGAUUACUAUGAACACAGGUACCAAGGCAAGAUCUUUGAUGAGGAAAAUAUUCUCAAUGAACUCAACGAUCCUCUGAGAGAGGAGAUAGUCAACUUCAACUGUCGGAAACUCGUGGCCACGAUGCCUCUGUUUGCUAACGCUGACCCCAAUUUUGUGACUGCCAUGCUGAGCAAGUUGAGAUUCGAGGUGUUUCAACCUGGAGAUUAUAUCAUACGAGAAGGAGCUGUGGGGAAAAAAAUGUACUUCAUUCAGCAUGGUGUUGCUGGAGUCAUCACAAAGUCCAGUAAAGAAAUGAAGCUGACCGACGGCUCGUACUUCGGAGAGAUUUGCCUGCUGACCAAGGGACGCCGCACUGCCAGUGUUCGAGCUGACACAUACUGUCGUCUUUAUUCACUUUCUGUGGACAACUUCAAUGAGGUCCUGGAGGAAUAUCCGAUGAUGAGAAGAGCCUUUGAGACGGUGGCCAUUGACCGACUAGAUCGGAUAGGCAAGAAAAAUUCAAUUCUUCUGCAAAAGUUCCAGAAGGAUCUUAACACUGGUGUUUUCAACAACCAGGAGAACGAGAUCCUGAAGCAGAUCGUGAAACACGACCGGGAGAUGGUGCAGGCCAUCGCUCCGAUCAGUUACCCGCAGAUGCCGGCCCUGAACGCCGCCUCCGCUGCCACGCCCACCUCCCGCCUGCGGACCCAGUCGCCGCCCGUGUACACCGCCGCCAGCCGGUCCCCUAGCAACCUGCACUCCCCCAGCCCCAGCACGCAGACCCCGCAGCCCUCGGCCAUCCUCUCGCCCUGCUCCUACACCACGGCCGUCUGCAGCCCUCCGGUCCAGAGCCCGCUGGCCGCCCGAACUUUCCACUACGCCUCCCCGACGGCGUCCCAGCUGUCCCUGGUGCACCAGCCGCCGCCGCCCCCCGCGCCGCAGCCCCCGCCGCCGCCGCCGCCGCAGCCCCCGCAGCAGCCCCCGCAGCCUCAGAAGCCCAGCGGCAGCUCCACGCCCAAAGCCGACGUGCACAAGAGCACGCAGGCCCUGCACAACGCCAGCCUGACCCGGGAGGUCAGGCCCCUCUCCGCCUCGCAGCCCUCGCUGCCCCACGAGGUGUCCACCCCGAUUUCCAGACCGCACCCCACUGUGGGCGAGUCCCUGGCCUCCAUCCCUCAGCCCGCGCCAGCCGUCCCCGGCGGGAGCCUGCAGGCGGGGGGCAGGGGCACUGUCCCCCAGAGGGUGACCCUGUUCCGACAGAUGUCGUCGGGAGCCAUCCCCCCCACCCGAGGAGUCCCGCCCGCACCCCCUCCGCCGGCGGCCCCUCUUCAGAAAGAGCCUUCCUCCGUCUUAAAAACAGACCCAGAGGCCGAAAAGCCACGGUUUUCUUCGAAUUUAUGAUCCCUGCCGAUUGUCACACAGACUCGACUAAACCGAGAACAUUCUCAGAUCUUAUUUUAUUCUAUCUCCUGACACAUCCCUAUAGCCUAUUAUGAAGAGAUAUUUUAGACAGCUCUGGCC